Messenger RNA from Rhododendron vialii, 2304 nucleotides. Its product is annotated as BTB/POZ domain-containing protein At1g63850. The coding region runs from base 149 to 1945 and encodes 598 amino acids. Lineage: Eukaryota; Viridiplantae; Streptophyta; Magnoliopsida; Ericales; Ericaceae. The record is from RefSeq and is a predicted model, not a curated record. The transcript has 2 exons. Gene Ontology annotation, molecular function: protein binding.
UUAAAUUGUCUGUAUUUACUCCAACACACACACACACACUCUCUCUCUCUCUCUCUCCUCUCUCUGUGAUGCCGUUGCCCUAACGGACAACCCAACUAAAAACAACCAACCCGUUUCGGUACUAGUGUCAUCAUAAAACCACACCCACAUGGCCACUUCCACUCUAAAAAUCCAAACCCAUCCAAACAGCUCCAAGCCCAAACGCCGCCGUUUCCGCGAAACCACCAUCACCACCACCACCGCCGCCUCUCAGCACCCACCUGACCACCAGCGCAGCAAGCUGGGCCCCACCAUCGUCGUCUCGCCCCACCACUCCUGGUGCUGCCCCGCCGCGCCCAACAAACUCCCCCCUCCUCCUCCUCCUCCGCCACCGCCGUCCCCGCCCGACACGUCAUCGAAGCCCAUGGACUCCGCCGCGCACGAUCCCUUCCCUUCCUCCCUCACCAAAUUCAACUCCGUCCUUACCGCCGGCCUCCUCAACCCGAUGUCUCCCCCUCCGACCCGGUCCAGCCCGACCCUGUUCGAAAUGAUGGCCAACGAACCCGACUGCGUUAUCAACCCCAGCAGACCACCACCACCACACAUCCCUAACCCUAACCCUAACGGCGGCGCCGUUUUAACAAAUCCCAAAUUGUUACCCCAGAUUCCGAUCCAACAGCGGCUGCACGAGCUCCUGGCUUGCAAGAGUCCGGGGAGCCAGUUCAACGACGCGAAUACGAGCGACGUAAGGCUGAAUCUGAGCGCCAAGGACGGGGUCUCGGUCACGAUGAACGUGCACAGGCAGAUCUUGGUCGGUCACAGCCGGUUUUUCGCUGCGAGGUUGACGGAGAGGCGGUCGAGGCAGGAGAAGGAGCGGAGUCCUGGUAAUGGGAGUUGUGUUGUGGAGAUUGAGGAUUGUGAUGAUAUUGAGGUUUAUGUGGAGACGUUGAGGUUGAUGUAUUGUAAGGAUUUGAGGAGGAGGCUUAUGAGGGAGGAUGUCACUAGGGUUCUUGGGAUCUUGAAGGUUUCAGCUACAAUUGGGUUUGAUGCUGGGGUUUUGUCAUGUUUGGAGUACUUAGAGGCUGCUCCAUGGGCUGAGGACGAAGAGGAGAAAGUGGCUUCUCUGUUGUCGGAGCUUCGGCUUGAAGGGGUGGGGGCAGGGGAAGUUCUUAAGAGAGUUUCUGUGGAUGUUACUGCUGGGGUUGAUGAGGGGCGCGACAAUGAAGAGGUGCUGCUCAAACUUUUGCGGGUGGUUCUGGAGGGGAAAGAUGAGAAGGCAAGGCGAGAGAUGAAGGGAUUGGUAUCCAAAAUGCUUCGUGAGAAUUCCUCUCAAAAUGAUUUGAAGAAAGAGUCUUUGUAUUCUGCUUGUGAUGGGUGUUUGCAAUUGCUUCACCACCACUUUUUGCGAGCAGCUGAGGCAGAUUUGCAGGAUGUGGGCCAGAUUGCACGACAGGCGGAUAAUUUGCAUUGGAUUCUUGAUAUUUUGAUCGAUAGGCAGAUUGCUGAAGAUUUUUUGAAGACAUGGGCUUCACAAUCGGAAUUGUCUGAUGCACAUUCUAAAGUGCCGGCCAUUCAUAGGUAUGAGGUUAGCAGUGUGACAUCUAGGUUGUUUGUUGGGAUUGGAAAAGGGCACUUGUUGGCUUCUAAGGAUGCAAGGUGUUUGCUGUUGCAAACCUGGUUGGUUCCAUUUUAUGAGGAUUUUGGAUGGAUGAGAAGGGCAUCGAAAGGCCUUGACAGGCAUUUGAUCGAGGAUGGUCUAAGCAACACCAUUCUUACUCUGCCUCUAGCAUGGCAGCAGGAAAUUUUGAUGUCUUGGUUCGACCGGUUUUUGAACUCUGGUGAUGAUUGUCCAAAUAUACAGAGAGGGUUUGAAGUUUGGUGGAGGAGGGCUUUCUGGAGACGAAAUGGUGAGCCUGAACGGCCCCGGCAAAUCCGAAUUACAACUGCAAGCAUUGAGAACUUGUGAUAUUUUUCAUCUACAAGUUGUGGGUUAAUACGGUUCCAGUGGAUUUAUGUCCUUUUAUCCUACAAUCACCUGGUUCUUAUUGCACGUUGGGAAGUUUUUCAGUCUCCCUUGCUAAUCUGGCUCCAACAGUUUUUUCGAGGGGACUGAAUUCAUGAAGCUGGGUGAUUUGCUUCUCUGAUUCAUAUUUCGGGUUUAAUCUCGAAGAAGACAUACAUGUUUGUGCACGUUCCACCUCUUGUUGGGAAUAAUCACUGCUGAUUUACUCUGUGCAGUUCUGUAUUUGGAAAGGAAACCUUUUUUUUCGUUUUUCUUUUUUUUCCUCCUGUUAGUAUAUAUGAAUGAAAUUGUUUUCAGGAAAA